This is a messenger RNA of Bufo bufo (common toad), 777 nucleotides long. RefSeq names its product trypsin-like. Bases 1 to 777 code for a protein of 258 amino acids. The record is from RefSeq and is a predicted model, not a curated record. Gene Ontology annotation, molecular function: serine-type endopeptidase activity. The transcript is spliced from 5 exons. Lineage: Eukaryota; Metazoa; Chordata; Amphibia; Anura; Bufonidae. Gene Ontology annotation, biological process: plasminogen activation; smooth muscle cell migration.
AUGGUGAAUAUUAUGCUUAUUAAAGAUGAAUAUCACAUGUCCGUAGUGAAGGCCUAUUCCAUAGAACGGAUUAUAGGAGGAGAGGAAUGUGUCCCUCAUUCACAGCCAUGGCAGGUGGCGCUCUACUAUUUUGGUACAUUCAUCUGCGGGGGAGUGCUCAUAAAUGAAUCCUGGGUAUUGACAGCUGCUCACUGCAAUGCAUCGAACAUCCAGGUUCGUCUCGGAAAACAUAAUCUGACAGGUGACGAAGAAACAGAGCAGUUAACAUAUGCUGUGAAAAUAUGUCUUCACGGGGAAUACAAUAUUAUGACAGAUGACAAUGACAUUAUGCUCCUGAAACUGGCAUCACCGGCUAUACUUAAUGAAUAUGUGGCUAUCAUACCCUUGUGCUCAAGUGUGAUAGAGGAAGAUGAAGACUGUUCAAUCUCAGGAUGGGGGACAACCACCAGCCCUCAGGUGAUGCACCCUGAUGUACUGAUGUGUGCCAACGUUACCACUUUUUCUGAUGCCGAAUGUCAGGAAUUCUAUGAUGGUAUUACUGAGAACAUGCUUUGUGCUGGAGUUCUUGAAGGAGGCAUAGAUUCCUGUCAGGGAGACUCUGGGGGUCCUCUGGUUUGUAGGUCAGACCCUUCACAGCUAUGUGGGAUUAUAUCAUGGGGAUAUCCAAUCUGUGGACAACCAAAUAAACCAGGAGUCUACACCAAAGUUUUCAACUAUCUGGUGUGGAUUAAUUAUAUGAUGGAAACUGAAGAUUCGGAUGUAUGCAGAAACGCCUAA